Rotaria sordida is the source of this 763-nucleotide messenger RNA. NCBI's taxonomy places the organism in Eukaryota, Metazoa, Rotifera, Eurotatoria, Philodinida, Philodinidae. The record is from the annotation of a GenBank genome assembly.
CAAAGCCGAACCUCAUAUCUAUGGACGUUAUUACAUUCAUCCUGAUAGUCCACAAACCGGUGCACAAUGGAUGAAACAAACCAUUCUUUUUAAUAAAGUUAAAAUAACAAAUAAUCCGAUGCAAAAUUCUAAUCAAAUUCUUAUAAAUUCAAUGCAUCGAUAUAUACUACGUUUACAUAUUGUUCAAGCAUCAGAUGAUUAUUCAAUACGAACAGGCCCCUUAAGUACAUUUGUUUUUGAUGAAACUAUUUUUAUUGCUGUUACUGCUUAUCAAAAUGAUCAGAUAAAAAACUUAAAAAUAGAUAAUAAUCCAUUUGCAAAAGGUUUUCGUGAACCAACACAUGGGAAAAAAAAUACUUCAAAAUCUCUCAAACGUCUUCAAUCAACUUCUUCAUUAAAUAAAUCAAUAAAAUAUGAUGAAAAACAACAACGUCUAUAUAAAAAUGAUUCUUCAUUAUUAUCUUCAAAUUCAUAUUCGCCACCAUUACAUAGUACUGUUGCUGAUUCGACAACAUCAUCAUAUAUAAAUAAUAGUAUUGAUAAUCAAGAACAAAACAGUGAUACAACAAUUUUGAAUUUUCCUUCAAUAUAUCAUCGUCAAUUUCCGUACAAUUCUUAUCCAAAUGAUUCAUCAUCUAUGAUCUACAAUCCAACAUAUUCAUAUAUGGGACCAACAUCUGGAUCAUCAAUGAAUUUUUCUUCCUAUGGAUAUUAUCCAACUUCAGUUUAUUCAACAAAUAAUUAUAAUACACCAUUUUUUUGA